AUGGCGACUUCAACGGUUCCCGAGCCGACUAUUCAUAGCAUCUUCGAAGACAGAACAGGCACAUGGCAAUACGUGGUCGCGGAUCCCGUGACCAAAAAAGCCGCCCUCAUUGACGCAGUGCUGGAUUUCGACGCGGGCUCCAAAACCAUUAGCACAGUGACGGCCGACAACUUACUGGCGACCAUUUCACAUCACGGAUAUCAGGUGGACAAAAUCCUCGAGACACAUGCACACGCCGAUCACCUGACAGCAGCGUCUUACCUUCAGUACCGACUCGAGCAAAUCCAGGGUUUCCGGCCUCCCAUUUGCAUCGGCAAGCGCAUUGAAGAGGUCCAGCGGCGAUUUGCUGCCAAAUACAGCAUUCCAGCUGAUGAGUAUGAAGGGGUGUUUGACCGUCUUCUUGACGACGACGAGGAAUUUGCAUUGGGGCAGCUGACUGUCCGUGUCAUGCAUCUCCCCGGCCAUACGCCCGACCACAUUGGGUACCAGAUUGCUAAAAACGUGUUUUGUGGCGACUCGAUAUUCCACGCCGACAUUGGCACCGCGCGCUGCGACUUUCCGGGCGGCAGCGCAAGAGCCCUGUAUACGUCGGCGCAGAGACUGCUAAGUCUGCCGGAGGAUGUCAAGAUUUGGACGGGCCAUGACUAUCCGUCGUGCCCGGGGCGGUGCGAGCCCGUGCCCUGGCUGACCGUUGGCGAGCACCGGGAAAGGAAUAAGCAUGUUUCCAAGAAUGUAGCCGAGGCUGACUUUCUCGUGCUGCGACACGAGCGAGAUGCUGGACUCGCGGCGCCAAAAUUGCUGCAUCCUUCGUUGCAGAUUAACAUUCGCGCUGGCAGACUUCCUCGACUGACGCCUGGCGGUGAGCGCUUGAUGCCUUUUCCACUCCGACUGGCGUGUGAGGCAUGGUAG
Exserohilum turcica Et28A is the source of this 909-nucleotide messenger RNA. RefSeq lists its product as uncharacterized. Bases 1 to 909 code for a protein of 302 amino acids. Gene Ontology annotation, biological process: glutathione metabolic process; hydrogen sulfide metabolic process. Gene Ontology annotation, molecular function: sulfur dioxygenase activity. NCBI's taxonomy places the organism in Eukaryota, Fungi, Ascomycota, Dothideomycetes, Pleosporales, Pleosporaceae. The record is from RefSeq and is a predicted model, not a curated record. The transcript is spliced from 2 exons.